AUGGGCGAAUGCAAACGACGCAACGUACUCGUGACCGGAGCCAACGGAUACAUUGGUUCAGCUGUUUGUCGAGCUUUUGUUCGUGCUGGCUGGAACACCUUUGGUCUUAUCCGCAACCCCAAGGCACAGGAAGAACUGGCGCUCUCUGAGAUUAUCCCUGUUAUUGGAUCCUUUACCGAUCUAACCUUCCUCGAGUCUCUUUUCAACCAGGUCAACACUUUUGACGUAAUUGUCAGUUGCACAGAGAGGAUUCCCGGUUAUGCUGCUCAUUUCCAAGAGGUCAUGGCCUGUGUCAAGAUAGUGGCAGAGCAAAGUAACCGAGAAGGAGUGCGACCACUCGUACUAUGGUCAUCGGGCUGUAAGGACUAUGGUACUACGCCUCUUCAUGGGGAACCCAGUCUGACUCCUCAUGUCGACGACUCGCCAUUGAACGAGCCACAGAUACUGAAAGAGCGCACAGUCAACUCUGCCAAGGUCUUUGACUAUAGCAAUCUCUUUGACGCGGCAGUCCUGAGGCCAACAUGCGUCUUUGGGUAUUCCAGCAGCUACUACGGUGCGAUUUUUGACUAUGCAGAGGUUCAGCGACAAGAUGGCUCUCAAGUGCUUCGAAUCCCUGGAAAUCCCCACAGCAUCAUGCAUGCCACUCAUGUGGACGAUUGCGGCGACGCCUAUGUAUCACUGGCAGAGCAUACCGAUCGACGCGCUGUUGAUGGACAGUUCUUCAACAUUUCUGGGCAUCGCUAUGAGACUCUAGGCGAGAUCGCAACAGCUAUCGCCAAAGAGUACAGAUUUGAGAAGGGCAUACAGUUUGUCCGCUCGGACGAAGCUGAGUCGUCGUUUCCCUCGGGACUGCAUUUCGUCUUCAGCUUUAGCCAAUGGGUUGGAAGUGAUAAGUUGCGGUCACUGACGGGAUGGAAGGACAGGCUCUUUCAUCUCACUCUUGCAUCGUCUGAGACUAUGGCGCUCAAUCGAAUCAAAUCUCGUGGACGAGGGCAUCUUGCAAUCGACGACUACGAUGCCGACGAGGGACCUUCAAGUAAUGUCAUUGACGAUGGACGCGUCAAAGUUCAAUUCCACGACAAUCCUCAAGCGCUGGCCGCCUGGUGUGAGCACUUCAAAGACACUUUCGCUAGCGAUGCAUCAUCUUCGGAGCAAUUGCAACCCCCAAAGCCUCGUCGAACAAACAGUGUUGCCUUUAUUCCUGGCGUAGAGAAGCCAGCUGAGAGUCCACGCCUCCAUAUUGCAAUACAUAUUGUAGGAUCCCGGGGAGAUGUCCAGCCAUUCAUACCCAUUGCCCAACUGCUCAUGAAACCACCCUAUGGCCACCGUGUUCGGAUAUGUACCCAUGCUGCUUUCAAGGAAUUCGUUGAGGCCCAAGGCGUCGAGUUCUUCAAUAUUGGUGGCGACCCCGAAGCCCUCAUGGCGUACAUGGUCAAGAACCCUGGAUUAUUGCCAAAUCGCGAAAGCCUCAAAGGGGGUGAUGUUGGUAAGAGACGAAAAGAGAUGGCAGAGAUCAUCUCUGGUACCUGGAGAAGCUGCAUAGAAGCGGGCAAUGGUAUGGGGGAGCCCGUCAAAGCUGCCAACGUAGAGUCUGUCGAUGAUUUGUUCCUGGCUGAUGUUAUCAUUGCCAACCCCCCAUCCAUGGGUCAUAUACACUGCGCUCAGAAGCUCAGUGUUCCUCUACACAUGGUCUUCACCAUGCCCUGGUCACCUACCAAAUCUUUCCCCCAUCCACUUGCCGCCAUGAGCUAUGGCGAUGCCGAUGCCAAGGUUGCCAACUACCUUUCCUUUAUGAUGAUGGAGUUGCUGACAUGGCAAGGUUUGGGAGAUUUGAUCAACAAAUUCCGUACAAAGACGUUGCAUCUCGAUCCCAUCAGCCCGCUAUGGGGAUUUCAGCUUCUGUCCAGGCUCCGUAUUCCAUUCAGUUAUCUCUGGUCCGAGACGUUAAUACCUAAGCCAUCUGAUUGGAACAGUCAUCUUAACAUCACAGGCUUCUCCUUCCUGCCUCUUGCCGGCUCUUAUACACCUCCCCCAGACCUCGUGGGCUUCCUUGAUGCAGGCCCGACGCCAAUAUACAUUGGGUUUGGAUCAAUUGUUGUGGAUGAUCCUCAAGCUCUUACCAACAUGAUCCUCGAAGCCGUCAAGACUGCCGGUGUCCGGGCAAUCAUCUCAAAAGGAUGGGGAGGUGUUGGUAUCGGAGAAGUGCCAGACAGCGUCUACCUCAUCGGGAACUGUCCCCACGACUGGCUUUUCCAACGGGUUGCAGCUGUUGUUCAUCAUGGUGGUGCUGGUACGACAGCUGCUGGCAUAGCGGCAGGUCGACCAACUGUCAUCGUGCCAUUCUUUGGAGACCAGCCUUUCUGGGGUCAGAUGAUGGCGCGCGCAGGCGCAGGCCCCGUGGCAGUUCCAUACAAAGACUUAACGGCUGAGGUACUAGCAGAGAGUAUCACGUUUGCGCUACAGCCCGAGGUCAUCGAGAAAGCAAACGAUAUGGCGCUACAGAUCGGCGAAGAAGAUGGAUCUGGUGGUGCCGCUAUGGACAUACAGGAGCAUCUGGAUAUCGAUAGUCUUCGCUGCGAUUUGAGCCCUGGAAGAUUAGCAAGUUGGCUCCAUCGAAAGACAGGAGCCCAUCUGAGUGGCUUCGCAGUCGCCUGCCUCAGGGAUCAUGCAUUGGUUGACAUGUCGGAUCUGAAGCUUCUCCGUCAUAAACAUUGGUAUGUGGAUGAGGGAGCUGAGUCGCCUGCCAUCGGUGCGAUAGCCGCAGCGUCAGGCUUUGCUGCAGCUAUCGGCACUGCAACGUCUGAUUAUGCAGAGCGUUUAAGAAACUCACCACGAUCUGGCACGGCAAGACGCCGCAGCACUAUAAAACCGCAAGAGGUACUAGCAAAAGAAGACGGAAUAAAGGAGGCUGCUUUGCAACCCAUGAAGGGCCCCCGAAAUGCGACGCAGGCAGACAUGGAAGCGCUUGCUCGAAAGAUGGCAAGCAAGACGCUCUACGGUGCUGAGCCGGCUUUCUCAGCAACAAGACUAUGUCGCCCAGUCACCGAAGCUCAUCUCAAACACAAGAACUCGUGGAUAGCCCACGAGGCCGGCAGGAACGGCCGCGCUUUCUACAUCACACGAGUGACAGGCCGGUACGCCUGUGAUAUAGCGGCAGCGACGGCUAGAGCACCUGUAGCCUUCUUUUACAACGUGGCCAACGGAUUCCACAAUGCACCCUCAAACGUCUUUGAUGUCGAUGUUCGCCGAAGAGACGAAAUCACAGGGCUCGGGAGUGGUAUUCGAACAGCAGGUAAGGAAUUCUGCUAUGGAUUCUGGGAUGCAUUCAGCGGCAUUGUCAUGAAGCCUUACGAAGAUACAAAGAGUAUGGGCGCAAAGGGUUUUGGUAGAGGUUUGUUAAGGGGCGGACUCGGCAUCAUAGGUAACUUGGGCUCAGCAUGCUUUGGACUUCCUGGGCAGAGAUACUGUUAA
Molecule: messenger RNA, 3471 nt
Organism: Fusarium coffeatum
Lineage: Eukaryota; Fungi; Ascomycota; Sordariomycetes; Hypocreales; Nectriaceae
Exons: 5
Coding region: 1-3471 (1156 amino acids)
Biological process (GO): carbohydrate metabolic process
Molecular function (GO): UDP-glycosyltransferase activity; hexosyltransferase activity
Source: RefSeq, a predicted model, not a curated record